Colletotrichum phormii is the source of this 2093-nucleotide messenger RNA. Its product is annotated as carboxylesterase. Bases 405 to 1970 code for a protein of 521 amino acids. The transcript has 6 exons. The record is from RefSeq and is a predicted model, not a curated record. NCBI's taxonomy places the organism in Eukaryota, Fungi, Ascomycota, Sordariomycetes, Glomerellales, Glomerellaceae.
UGGACAGGGUUCCCUGCAGCAAACAGGUGAGUGGUCGACGCGAGUCCCGCCCGUCUCUCAGGACGCCCACUGGCAAGCGGGCUAAUUAUCCCGGGUACCCUUCGUGAUAAUGGGACGAUUGAGGAGGCAUCGCGCAUUCUUGGGAGCGGCCCAAGGCAAUCGGAAAGCUGGGGAUCGUCCCCUCGGCAAGCAUGGUCCACAAUGGCUUCAGCAAAGUUCGUUGACAUAAAGACGAGGUCAAGGUCCCCUCCUGUUGCGAUCCCAGCAAGGCGGUCCUCUUAAUAGCGCCUAUCCGCAACUUCAGAGCCAGUCUCCUGGUUCCACCACGCCCACCUCACCUCACCUCACCUCCCCUCAGGCCUCUAGUCUAUCGUUAGUUGAGCUCUCUCAACCUCAACAUCACCAUGAGAGCCCAAAGCAUCAUCAAUAAUGUCCUGAGGGCCGUGGUCACCACCUCCAGUCUGGCUGCUGCCAAGCCAGUUUUCCCUCGCUGGACUAUCGGACAGUCGGUGACGACUUCCAGCGGUCCCGUUGCGGGGCACGCUGCUGUUAGCGUCGAACAGGUAUCCGAAUAUUUGGGUAUUCCGUACGCUCAGCCGCCGGUUGGGCCCUUGCGCUUCCAGCCUCCUGUCAAGUUUACCGGUGCUUCUCCUCUCAAUAGCUCCGACUUCGGACACCAGUGCAUGCAGCCGGGAAACGCUCCCACCAGUCUGGAAGCUGUCAUGAAGCUCGGUAUUCCCGCUUCGGCGGUUGAGGUGACCAAAGCGCUGGGUGACACGGGCUCUCAGAGCGAAGACUGCUUGACCUUGAAUGUGUGGACCAAGCCACAGGCCGGCGACUCGAAAAAGGCUGUGCUGGUCUGGGUUCACGGUGGUGCUUUCACCACAGGAAGUUCCCGCAUCCCAGCGUACAACGGAAAGUUCAUUGCAGACCAGAAUGACGUGGUGGUGGUGUCCAUGAACUACCGCCUCAACCUAUUCGGAUUUCCAGGCAACCCGAUCUCCGCCCCAAAUCUUGGAUUCCUCGACAUUCGCCUGGCUAUGGAAUGGGUCCGCGACAAUGUGGAGAAGUUUGGCGGCGACGUCAACAGAAUCACUAUCUUUGGUCAAUCCGCCGGGGGCUCCUUGGUCGACUACUACUCUUACGCAUACGCGUCCGACCCCAUCGCCAGUGGUUUUAUCCCCAUGAGUGGCACGGCUACUGGAUUCGGUAUCUUCACAAACCAGACUGUGAACGAGAAGUGGUUCAACGUCACGUCAUCGGUCGGUUGCGGUAACAACUUGACCGAUCCCAAGGUGGUCACUGACUGCAUGCUCAACAAGCCCGCCACGGAUCUUCUCUCGGGUCUUUCCUCGCAAGAUGCCGGAAUUGCUUCUGCUGGAGGGCUCUCUUUCGCUCCUGUGGUAGACGAUCGUCUUAUUUUUGCCGAUUACAGCAUCCGCGACUCGGCCAAGGCAGGGUAUCUCAUCGGUAACACUGAGAACGAGGCUGGUCUCUUCAAGAUCGGGGCCCCUGACCUCAAUGAGACGUACUGGUUUGGAUUCAACCUUGUCGCUUUCAGCUGUCCCGCUGCCAGAAGAGCCGCGCGGGCCGUCUCCGCGGGCCACCCGACAUGGCGAUACCGUUAUUUCGGCGACUUCCCCAACCUUGCCCUCACAACGACGCCGCCCAGUGGAGCAUGGCACGCAUCUGAGCUCCCUGUCCUUUUUGACACCGUGCCCCAGACGGCAAACAAUAGCACAGCGCAGGAGAAUGCCGUGGGCAAGUACAUGCGUGGUGCGUGGGCCGCCUUCGCAAAGGACCCAGUGUCGGGUCUCCUCAACUACAACUGCCACGGCACGUGGCCCAACUACCAGGCCGAUGGUAAUACUCUGAACCGCAUCUCAUUCCAGAACCAGACGGGCGCCGACUUGGCUCAGGGCGACUCUUAUGACGGCUUCUGCGCGCAAGUAGGAAUACCCGUCGCUUGAGGUCUCGGCAAUCGGCUCUCAGCAGGAAGCUUGAAACGCAACGAACUCUUAUGAAGCCAUAAAAUAUUCUACCAUUUGCAAGAUACCAUUUUUAAUAUACCCAAAACGUAUUUUCUUAUCUCA